AUGGGUAACCAACCUUCAUCGGAGCAGCCAAACAAUGGCAAGGGCAACCAGAAGAAGGAGGAGAAGGAGCAAAAGAAAAAGUGGGAGCCCCCACUGCCCACACGUGUUGGAAAGAAGAAGAUGAGAAAGGGACCUGACGCGUCAUCAAAGCUGCCAGCAGUGUUCCCAACGACUCGAUGCCGUCUGAAGAUGCUAAAGAUGGAACGUAUCAAGGAUUACUUGCUGAUGGAGGAAGAAUUUGUAGUGAACCAGGAGAGACUGAAGCCUCAGGAGGAAAAGACCCAGGAGGAGCGAUCCAAGGUUGACGAUCUUCGAGGUACACCCAUGAGCGUCGGUACUUUGGAGGAGAUCAUUGACGACGACCAUGCCAUCAUCUCGACUAGCAACGGACCUGAGUACUAUGUCAGCAUCCUUUCGUUUGUCGAUAAGGACUUGUUGGAGCCCGGAUGCUCCAUUCUCCUUCACCACAAGACGAUGUCGGUUAUCGGUGUGCUUCAGGACGAUGCUGACCCAAUGGUGAGCGUUAUGAAGUUGGAAAAGGCACCAACAGAGUCAUAUGCCGAUAUCGGAGGUUUGGAGAACCAGAUUCAGGAGAUCAAGGAGGCUGUCGAACUGCCAUUGACCCACCCAGAGUUGUACGAGGAUAUGGGAGUCAAGCCCCCCAAGGGAGUCAUUCUCUAUGGUGUCCCCGGAACAGGAAAGACCUUGCUCGCCAAGGCUGUUGCCAACCAGACCUCGGCCACCUUCUUGCGUGUUGUCGGAUCAGAGUUGAUUCAAAAGUACCUUGGAGAUGGUCCCAAGCUUGUCCGUGAGCUUUUCAGAGUCGCCGAAGAGAACGCUCCCUCGAUUGUGUUUAUCGAUGAAAUCGACGCUAUCGGAACCAAGAGAUACGAAUCCAACUCGGGAGGAGAGCGUGAAAUUCAAAGAACUAUGCUGGAGCUUUUGAACCAGCUGGAUGGUUUCGACUCACGAGGAGAUGUCAAGGUCAUCAUGGCUACCAAUCAGAUCGAGUCCUUGGAUCCCGCGUUGAUUCGUCCUGGUCGUAUUGAUCGCAAGAUUGAGUUCCCUAUGCCCGAUGUCAAGACCAAGCGCCGCAUUUUCAACAUUCACACUGGCCGUAUGCAGCUUGCGGACGAUGUUGAUCUGGAAGAGUUUGUGAUGUCGAAGGAUGAGCUCUCAGGAGCCGAUAUCAAGGCUGUCUGCACAGAGGCUGGUCUGUUGGCGUUGCGUGAGCGUCGUAUGAAGGUCAAGGCUGAUGAUUUCAAGAAGGCCAAGGAGAAGGUGUUGUACAGGAAGAACGAGGGCACACCCGAGGGCUUGUACCUGUAA
Linnemannia hyalina is the source of this 1329-nucleotide messenger RNA. Lineage: Eukaryota; Fungi; Mortierellomycota; Mortierellomycetes; Mortierellales; Mortierellaceae. The record is from the annotation of a GenBank genome assembly.